AUGGCCAUGGAUACCAAGCUCCUUCUAAUUCUCUUGCUGUCCUCCCUAAUAGCCUUAUUUUCUGCAUGUCUAGCACAGUCCGCCCAAGGAACAGAGAUAGACCCUGAACUUAAAACAUGCAAACACCAGUGCAGACAACAGCAGCAGUAUAGCGAGAGUGACGAACGUAAAUGUCUGGAAAGAUGUGACAGGUAUCAUCGGAUGAAGGAGGAGCGAGAGAGAGAAAUAGAAGAGGAAGUCCGGAGAAGGAAAGAGCAUGAGAUGGAAGAAACGGGAAGUGACGAUCAUCAUAGAUCACGUACGGAAAGCAAAGAAGAAGAAGAGUGCGAGGAGGAGGAGGAAGAGGGAAAUCCUUUUGUUUUCGGGGACGAACAGUUUGAGAGGAGAGUCGAGACAGAGGAUGGCACAGUUCGGGUUCUCCAGAAGUUCACCGAAAAAUCCAAGCUUCUUCGGGGCAUUGAGAAUUUUCGUUUUGCUGUUUUAGAAGCUCAGCAACAUUCUUUCGUAUCUCCAUGUCACUUCGAUUCUGAGCUCGUUAUCUUCACUGUCAAAGGGCGAGCUACCAUCGGGUUGGUGGGGGAAGACAAAACAGAAAGAUUCAACCUUGAACAAGGAGACAUCAUGAGGAUACCAUCAGGUACUCCUUUUUACAUCGUCAACAGGGAUGAGAACGAGAAGCUCCUUCUUGCCCAGCUCCAUAUUACUAUCUCUAUCCCUGGACAUUUUGAGGCAUUUUAUGGGCCUGGUGGGCGAGACCCAGAAUCAGUUUUGAGAGCAUUCAGCUGGGACGUACUUGAAGCUGCAUUAAAGGGGCAGAAGGAGAACCUGGAGAGGCUGUUCGGAAGACAAAAGAAGGGAAGCAUUUUCAGAAUAUCCAGAGAUCAAGUACGGUCUCUGAGCAAGAGAUGGGAAGGUCCUAGAAUUUGGCCCUUCGGAGGGCAAGGGAGGGGUCCAUUCAAUAUCUUCCACAACAAACCAUCUGUUUCCAACGACUACGGCCGUCUCUAUGAAGUGGGCCCUGAAGACCAGAGCGACCUUGAUAACCUCAAUCUCAUGAUCAGCUUCGCUAACAUUACCAACGGAUCUAUGUCGGCUCCUUUGUACUACACAAAGGCAAUCAAGAUAGGUAUGGUGACGGAAGGCAUUGGAGAAGUUGAGGUUGUGACUCCACACAUGUCAGAAGAACAGCAGAAGAGGAAGAAAAGCAGCCCAAGAUACAGGAGGGUAAGCGGUCGGUUAAGGCCGGGGGUGGUGUUCGUUGUCCCCGCGGGGCAUCCCUUCGUGACCAUGGCAUCCAGGGAAAGCAACCUGCAGAUACUCUGCUUCGAGGUUAAUGCACGAGGGAACAAGAGGCUGGCUUUUGCAGGGAAGAGGAACAUAGUGAAGGCGAUGGACGGGAAAGCGAAAGAGCUGGCGUUCAUGUGGGCGGAGGAGAAGCUGAACGCCGCAUUUAGCAGAGAAGAGGAUACCUUUUUCCCUGGGCCUCAGAAUCACGAGGAGGAGGAGGAGGAGGAGGAGGCUCGUCGUGCUGAGGCGUAA
This is a messenger RNA of Prosopis cineraria, 1539 nucleotides long. Its product is annotated as vicilin Cor a 11.0101-like. The transcript has 6 exons. The record is from RefSeq and is a predicted model, not a curated record. Bases 1 to 1539 code for a protein of 512 amino acids. Lineage: Eukaryota; Viridiplantae; Streptophyta; Magnoliopsida; Fabales; Fabaceae.